Molecule: messenger RNA, 1866 nt
Organism: Penicillium expansum
Lineage: Eukaryota; Fungi; Ascomycota; Eurotiomycetes; Eurotiales; Aspergillaceae
Product: glycoside hydrolase family 32 protein
Exons: 2
Coding region: 1-1866 (621 amino acids)
Biological process (GO): sucrose catabolic process
Molecular function (GO): sucrose alpha-glucosidase activity
Source: RefSeq, a predicted model, not a curated record
AUGAAGCUCUCAAGUGCAAUCACCGUGGGUUUGGCAAACUGGGCAUUGGCUAUCAAUCUCCAUAACUCCCCGCUUGAUUACAACUCAGCCCCGCCAAACCUUUCUACCUUGGCAAAUGCUACCCUUUUCGACACAUGGAGACCCAGAGCCCAUCUCCUCCCUCCCUCUGGGAAGAUAGGCGACCCAUGCGGGCAUUACACUGAUCCUAAGACUGGUCUCUUCCAUGUGGGUUGGCUGCACGAUGGAAUUGCAGGAGCUACAACCGAUGAUCUCGCUACCUAUAAAGAUCUCAAUCCUAAUGGAGCUCCAGUAAUUGUCUCCGGAGGAAAGAACGAUCCCCUUGCUGUCUUCGAUGGCUCUGUCAUUCCAAGCGGCAUCAAUGGCCUGCCAACUCUUUUGUACACCUCUGUCUCGUACCUUCCAAUUCAUUGGUCUAUCCCCUACACCCGGGGAAGCGAGACACAAUCCCUGGCUAUUUCCUAUGAUGGUGGACGCAACUUCACCAAGGUCAACCAAGGCCCCGUGAUCCCUACGCCUCCGUUUGCUCUCAAUAUCACCGCUUUCCGUGACCCCUACGCUUUCCAGAGCUCUAUUCUGGACAAAUCUGUCAACAGCACCACGGGAACCUGGUAUGUCGCCAUCUCUGGCGGUGUCCACGAUGUCGGCCCUUGCCAGUUCCUCUACCGUCAGCAUGACGCAGAUCUCCAAUAUUGGGAAUAUCUCGGUGAAUGGUGGAAUGAGCCCGUUAACACCACUUGGGGUAAAGGUGACUGGGCUGGCGGAUGGGGCUUCAACUUCGAGGUUGGCAACGCCUUCGGUCUGAAUACAGAGGGCUACAGUGAAGAUGGCGAAAUUUUCAUGACCCUCGGUACUGAGGGUUCAGGACUCCCCAUUGUUCCGCAAGUCUCUUCCAUUCACGAUAUGUUGUGGGUGACCGGAAACGUCACAAAUGACGACUCUGUCACCUUCAAGCCAACCAUGGCCGGUGUCCUUGACUGGGGUCUGUCGGCGUAUGCUGCUGCAGGCAAGAUCUUGCCAGCCAGCUCUCAGGCAUCCAAGAAGAGCGGUGCCCCCGAUCGUUUCAUUUCCUACGUCUGGCUCACCGGAGAUCUAUUUGAGCUGGCGAAGGGAUUCCCCACCGCUCAGCAAAACUGGACCGGUGUUCUCUUGCUGCCGCGCGAGCUGAAUAUCCGCACCAUCCCUAACGUGGUGGAUAACAAACUUUCACGCGAGUCCUUGACUUCGUGGCGUGUGGCCCGCGAAGGUUCUGGCGAGCUCGAUCUCGAAACAAUGGGAAUCUCAAUCGCCAGGGAGACUUACAGCGCUCUCACUUCUGGCUCGUCGUUUGUCGAGCCUAGUAAGACAUUGUCGAAGGCUGGGCCGGUGCCAUUCAAAACCUCACCCUCAAACAAGUUCUUCGCUCUGACAGCCAAUAUCUCUUUCCCGGCCUCCGCUCGCGACUCUGGUAUUCAAGCUGGUUUCCAGGUGUUGUCCUCUGCUCUUGAGUCUACAACUAUCUACUACCAAUUCUCCAACGAGUCCAUCAUCAUCGACCGUAGCAACACAAGUGCCGCGUCGAAAACAACUGAUGGAAUUCUCAGUAAUAACGAGGCCGGCCGUCUGCGUCUCUUCGACGUCUUGAAAAAUGGAAAGGAACAAAUUGAGACUUUGGAGCUCACUAUCGUGGUGGACAAUGGAGUACUGGAAGUCUAUGCCAAUGGACGCUUGGCUCUGGGCACUUGGGCUCGGUCUUGGUACGCCAACUCCACUGGAAUUAACUUCUUCCACAACGGAGUGGGAGAAGCGACAUUCGAUGAUGUGACGGUCUUUGAGGGACUGUACGAUGCCUGGCCACAAAGAAAGUGA